AUGAUCCGCCAGGAAAGCUCAGAUUACCUACGACAGAAGCAGGCACAAUGGGAGAAAGAAAAGGGUUUUUUAUUCAAGAAUCUUUCUUUAUUUUUAGCUAAGUUUCCAUUUUCAGCAGAGUCCGAAAGUCGUCCUGAAUGGUUUCCGUUUGGUGAGAAUCUGACACCUGGAGGAGGUUCUCCCCUUCGAAAAUUUGUUCCAAAAGAGCCUGUAGAAUCCUCAACCCGCAAGAUCAGUGAAGAGGCAUCUACAAGUAUGCAUUCCAUCGAAACAACGACGUCUCCAGACAGAAAACAGUCUGAUGAUGUCAACUCUUGUCAACACAAUCAGCAUUAUCAUGCUCCUCCAUCUCUACCACAACAUCACCCAAAUAGUCAUCAUCCCUACUCGUAUCCUAUGUACUCAUUCCAAUAUCCAAUUGCUCCUUUCCACCAUCAGAUGACGGCUUCUGUGUCAUCGUGUGGAGAGCAACACACUAACCAACAUCCACAGGUGUUCGCCCCACAUUAUCAGGUCAUACCAGCUGGAGCCAUUCCUGUCAGCACAAUAGUACGUGAUCCUAGCAAAUCCACACCUUAUUCUAAAGUUCAGAGCAUCGAUCCAUCACAAAUUUGUCCUGUUGAUCAGAUGGGCAUGUGGACUUUACCACCUCCAACUGGACCAAAUGGAAUGCGGUACGGGAUACCAAUUCCUGCUCCUCUCGUGCCUCAGAUCACUGCGUCUAUAAUGGAAUCUUCUAAAAUGACGUCUUCUAUGAAUAACACUAUUCUAAAUGCUAUGACAUCGUCCACAUCGUCGAAUGAUUCGUCGUCGGAAUCUGGAGUGAGUGGUGUCAAAGAGUCAAAAGAAGACAAGAAAAAGAAGAAGGAUAACGUGGAAGCAGAUGAAAAAAUUCAUCGAGAAGAGAGACAGUCGACUUCUGAUUACACUGGUAACAAUCGAAAUUCGGUUCUUAUAUUUUUCUUGAUCUUUGAAGAUGAUGACCCGAUCCCAUUGACCCGUCGUAGUACUACUGGAUCUAUUACUUACAAUUACGCCGAUCAAAUCGCCGAGCGACGGAAAUUUGAGCAAGAGCAGGAAGAUCGAGAGCGCCAGGAAUUACUUGAAGUUGAACGGCAACGUCGUAUUCUGGAAGAUCGACGCAACUCGGAAGAAGAAACAAGAAAACGAGCAGAUAGAGAAAGAAUUGAAGAAGAGCAACGCCGUGCAGAUCAGUUCGCUGCAGCAAUGGAAAAAGCUAAAAAGGAAGCAGAACUUUUGAAAAGAGCCAAACUCUAUAAACAUGUUCUCCGCGGUGCUGAAGAAGAGGGUGGAACUGAACAACUCAGCGAACUGGAGCAAAAAUUACUAGGUGUUGACAUCGAGACAGGAAGACGUCUUCUGAAAGAAGUGUCUGAAGUUGAAUGGCACAAAAAGCAGGAUGAAGUUGAGAUGAAGAAAAACGCUCCACAGCCAGAGAAACAAUCUCAUAACAUUUCAACUAUGAGUAUUGGAAACCAGUCGAGUCGAGGAAGAUCUUCUUCAAUUAGCUCUCCAAGCAAACAAGACAGUUCAUUUACUCGAAAUUCUUUGGGACGGCGGUCAGUUCGAACUACAAGUCGAGAAAAACAGGGAUAUUCUGUUGAAAAGGAUCAGAACCAGACUGCCAGAUCAGAUCCACUUCUUCCUCCACAACAAUCGCCAGCAGCUCCGGUUUCUCUGGAAUCUCGGCCACUAGCUCUGCCUCGUCAAAACGAGUGCCACGUGGCAGUGUCGUCUCCAGUUCAAGGAGCUCUUCCAGGAAAUAGAGAGCUUCCAUCUCCAUCAGAAAUGAUGCUCAACUCGGGUAGCUAUUAUUGUCCAAUGAAUCGGGAUCCCUUAUCACAUCGAGAGGAAUCACGGGCUAUUCAGAAGUAUGUAUUCGUUGUGAACUUCGUGUUUCAGUAUAAUCCUUUCCGCAUACACACUCAAGAAAUCAGUAAUUUUCAGCCAACAAACUCUUCGGGUGCUUACUACAACAACAAUCAUUCCAAAUUCGACGGUGUUGGUCGUAGAUCCAACGAGACUACGCAAUCCGCACUAUUCGGUCCAAUCGCCACUAGAAGCAGUAUCCGGCGAGGAAAUAUGAGAGGAACUGGACUACCAUCGCCACCUUCCGUUAGAAUGACGCAAACUCAUAAAAGUCAGAUUAGAACUUCGAGUUUCGAAGAAAGCAGCAGCGGAGGCGAAGAUGGAGGUAGUAUUUCGCCAGACUUGAAUCAUAAAAAUUUUGGAUCGCCUCUUCCUUCUUCUACUGAAAAUGUGCAUCCUGCACCCUGCUCACCACCGAACAAAUCAACAGAAACAUUUGAGUUCAAGACACCGUCUCGCGCUCGUAGCGCUCUCAGUUCACCAAUGAAUAAUUUCUUAAACGGAGGCGACAAUGAUUCUCCAACUUCGCGACCGGCCUCUCGUCUCAUGCAGCGACUCGAGCAGAAGGGAACAAUCCGCAGAGACGAUGAGAUAAUAUCGCAGGAAAUCAGACGCGUUGCAGAAACUAAUCUCUCUCGCAGUCCUUCUUUGGCGUCGCUUCGAGGAUCCAUUCAGAAUCUUUCUAUACGUGGAAGUCAUUUGAAUUUGGCAGAAAUCCGAACAUCAGAUGGCGUCGAGUUUCACAACGCGGUGAACGUAGUUGGACAAGUUAUGCUAUAUGAAUUGCUGCAAAAUGAGAUAAAAAGAGCAAUAUUCCUUUCAUCAGCCACAGUCAGAAUGGCAUGCUAUUCGAGAGAUUUGAAUUUCUUGAGUGUUUACGCUGGACCAUAUCAGGCAUACGCAUCGUCAAAGCUGAAUCUUGCAGUUUACGUAAACGAAGUUUCGAGAAAAAGACAUGUGACUGCAGUGAGCCUUCAUCCGGGAACAGUUCCAGGUCAUCUCUAUCACAACGCAAAUCCGUUGGUUCGAUACUUAAAUGCCACGAUUCUGCCGAAAAUUCUUCGAAAACCAGAAAUGGCAGCUAUUCUUGUUCUGCAUACAGUUCUACGAGAAGACAUACAACCUGGUGCAUACUAUGAAGAUACAGAAGUGGUGAACUUGGCCGAUUGCAUUCCAGAACAAGUUUCUGUAAUGCUUACAUACAUCUGA
Molecule: messenger RNA, 3099 nt
Organism: Caenorhabditis briggsae
Lineage: Eukaryota; Metazoa; Nematoda; Chromadorea; Rhabditida; Rhabditidae
Exons: 12
Coding region: 1-3099 (1032 amino acids)
Source: RefSeq, a predicted model, not a curated record